GUACCCCUCCACAAAGUCGUAUAUAAUUGUUCUCUCUCUAAAAUACAAAUCGCGAAGAGAGUGAGCCCCAAAUCCUCAUCUCUUCAAGAUCCCAUAAUCCAUGCCCGUUAUUGCGGCGACCGGGAGACAUCGCCGAAAAGUUCGCUUCUCAUCGACCAACCAAGCACCUGCGGCUGAAGGAUCCAAACAUAGCUCAUUCGCAAAAAGCUCUCCGUUGGCCGCGCAUCGAGCGCCCCAGUCGAGCCGCACCACCAUGACCGAGUCGUCCCCCGCGCAGCAUCCCGGGGUCCCGGCGCUCUUCACAGAGCUGCCUCGGAUCCGAGACUCCCUCUCCACCGAGACCACCGACCUCCAGCAGGAGACGGUGCAAAAAUGCCUUUCCUUCCUGAAGGCGACCAGGAACCAAAGCGAACAGUACAAUCGGCAUGGCGUUCCGGGACUCCUCCGCGACGAGCACAUCGCCUACUUGUAUGACUCGCUAGAGGACUUUCCCGAUACGUUUGUGUCGCUUGAUGCCAGCCGCCCUUGGAUGACAUACUGGGCCUUGGCCGGUCUGGCUUUGCUCGGGGAAGACACCCGGAGAGUUCGUGAGCGGGCCCUGUCUACGUUUAGACCGAUGCAGAACCCCACCGGUGGAUUCGGUGGCGGCCACGGUCAGAUGUCGCAUUGUGCGUCUAGCUACGCGGUGGUGCUUUCCCUGGCGAUGGUCGGGGGCGAAGAUGCCUUCCGGUUGAUAGAUCGAAAAGCAAUGUGGAGAUGGCUAGGACGGUUGAAGCAGGGCGAUGGGGGCUUCACCAUGUGCGAGGGUGGGGAAGAGGAUGUGCGAGGCGCUUACUGCGCCAUGGUGAUCAUCUCGCUUCUUGACUUGCCACUGGAUUUGCCAGCGGAAUCUGCAGCUCGGCAACACGGACGGGAGACCUUUACCAGUGGGCUCGCAGAGUAUCUUUCUCGGUGCCAGACCUUUGAGGGGGGGAUCUCCGGGAGCCCUGGUUCAGAGGCGCAUGGGGCUUAUGCGUUCUGCGCACUGGCCUGCCUCUGCAUCCUCGGCCAACCCGAAGUCACCGUGUCCAGGUGCAUGGACCUGCCGUUGCUCCUCUCCUGGCUUUCUGCCCGACAGUAUGCCCCGGAGGGAGGCUUUUCCGGACGGACCAAUAAACUUGUGGAUGGGUGUUACAGUCACUGGGUCGGAAGUUGCUGGCCAUUGAUCCAGUCUGCUCUCGAUGGCCCGCUGUCGACUGCAGCGUCGCAGUCUACCUCCGUUGGUCGCCUGUAUAGUCGCGAGGGACUGACUCGAUAUAUCCUUGCUUGUUGCCAGUCCAAGAACGGGGGGCUUCGCGACAAGCCCGGCAAACGUCCCGACUCGUACCACACGUGCUAUACCCUCACAGGCCUGAGCAACACCCAGCAUCACCACUACCGGACCGAGUCAAGCGCCAGCACCAAAGACACACUCCCCUCAUCAUUUCAGUGGAAACAUCGCCCGUUCGUCGCCUCCGACGACAAAGGCCAAGACCGGAACGUCUUUGACGAGAGUGACCGGCUGAGAGCCUCCCACCCGGUAUAUGUGAUUCCCUACGAGGCUGCAGAGGGGAUGCGUCUCUGGUUUGAGCACGAGCCCUUUAAUCCUUGAGAUUCCCCCCUUCCUCACCCUUGCAAGGGCAUGGAUAGAAGAAAGAAAACAGAGGGAAUGAUAGAACAAAGUAAUAUCAGUAAAAAAUGAGGAAAAAUGGUUACGGCCCUACACUCCCGGCAAGUGACACAGAACAGCAUGGAUC
Messenger RNA from Aspergillus candidus, 1775 nucleotides. Its product is annotated as CAAX farnesyltransferase subunit beta RAM1. Gene Ontology annotation, cellular component: protein farnesyltransferase complex. Bases 101 to 1630 code for a protein of 509 amino acids. The record is from RefSeq and is a predicted model, not a curated record. Lineage: Eukaryota; Fungi; Ascomycota; Eurotiomycetes; Eurotiales; Aspergillaceae. Gene Ontology annotation, molecular function: protein farnesyltransferase activity. The transcript has 7 exons. Gene Ontology annotation, biological process: protein farnesylation.